GGUGCUCAGCCGCCGCCUCCCCCAGCAGGAAAAUGGCCACGAGCUUCCUCCUGCACGAGAAGGUCUGGUUCGACAAGUUCAAGUACGACGACGCGGAGAGGAGGUUCUACGAGCAGAUGAACGGGCCCGCGGGCGGCUCGGCCCGGCAGGAGGACGGCGCCAGCGUGAUCCUCCGGGACAUCGCGAGGGCCAGAGAGAACAUCCAGAAGUCCCUGGCCGGACUCCGGGCAGCGCUGUCCAGCCCCCCUGAGGGCCCUGGCCGGGCCGCCCCAGGGACUGUAAGUCCUCUGCUUGCCCCCGCCGGCCUGGCACCACGGCGAGGCUGGAGCCCUGUGUGGGAGCUUCUUGCUUGGCUGAGAGUGGGGGUGGCCUGCCGCCCCCCAGAGACGCGCCCUGGG
Molecule: messenger RNA, 398 nt
Organism: Condylura cristata (star-nosed mole)
Lineage: Eukaryota; Metazoa; Chordata; Mammalia; Eulipotyphla; Talpidae
Product: elongation factor 1-delta-like
Exons: 3
Source: RefSeq, a predicted model, not a curated record